Molecule: messenger RNA, 450 nt
Organism: Lycium ferocissimum
Lineage: Eukaryota; Viridiplantae; Streptophyta; Magnoliopsida; Solanales; Solanaceae
Exons: 3
Coding region: 1-450 (149 amino acids)
Source: RefSeq, a predicted model, not a curated record
AUGAAAGUUGUAGAAAUGAGGAUGUUGCGAUGGAUGUGUUGGCAUACUAGGAGUGAUAGGAUAAGGAAUGAAGAUAUCCUGGGAAAUAUACGAGUGACUUCAGUGGAGGAUAAGAUGCGGGAAUCGAGGAUGAGAUGGUACAAAUAUGUGCAGAGGAGGUGUACAGAUGCCCCAAUACGGAGGUGUGAGAGGUUGUCUGUGGACGAUUUCAAGAGAGGCAGAGGUAGGCCGAAGAAGUACUGGGGAGAGAUGGUGAGGACACGCGCGGAUAUUUCAGGAGACGAGGCACCGACACCUGCUGCCAGAGUUGUGGCGCGUGGCAAGAAGCUGAAGCAGAGGCCGUGGCAGGGGCCUAUGAAGGAGGAGAGGCAAGGACCAGCUAACGCACCUCCUGAGAUCAUUGCUACACCAGUUCUCCAGGAUGCCAUGGUGCACAUUGUUGACACCUAA